Molecule: messenger RNA, 1350 nt
Organism: Hevea brasiliensis (rubber tree)
Lineage: Eukaryota; Viridiplantae; Streptophyta; Magnoliopsida; Malpighiales; Euphorbiaceae
Product: suppressor protein SRP40
Exons: 4
Coding region: 120-1130 (336 amino acids)
Biological process (GO): positive regulation of DNA-templated transcription; regulation of transcription elongation by RNA polymerase II
Cellular component (GO): super elongation complex
Molecular function (GO): transcription elongation factor activity
Source: RefSeq, a predicted model, not a curated record
GCCCUCAUCUCCACAAUUGCCCCCAAUCUUCACUCUUCCUGCAACUGACCGCCAAAAUCCCUAGAAUUUUGGUUCUCAAUUCUUUACAUGAUCAUAGUAAGCUCAAUUCAGCUUACAGAAUGGCCAGAAACAACAACAGCAACAAGGAAGUGCCAAACACAGCUCCGGACCCAGAUCGCUGGUACGACAUAACCUUAGGCCCCUCCUUCAAAGAACACAACAAUCAUCCCUCUCCCAAGUUCUGCACUUUGCGUUAUGAAUUUAAACCAGCUUCAAUUGAUAAAAGUCAACCAGGAUCACUCCACAAGGGAAAAAAUAACAAGGUUACUGUAGAGUAUCACAACAACCAGUAUGGAAAACCCAAAGUCACCUUUGAGGGUGUAAGUGAGGAUUACAAGGAAAAUGAUGCUGUUUUGUUCUUUGAUGGUGAGACCUUUUGCUUGGAGCGGUUGCAUCGUGCAGUGAAGAGGUUGAGGCAUGUUCGGCUACCUGGUGAAUCUGCAGCUGCCAUGGCGUCAGCUACAUUAGUUUCACCAGCAGUUGAAACCUAUUCACCACCAGUUAGUAAAGUAACAAAUCAACAGUCUUCGAACAAGGUUGUGGCUCAUCAAGUGCAAGUGCAGGUGGAGCAGGUUGGCAUUGGUGACUCAGAGAACUCUGGUGCAGAAUCUACGGAGCAGAAAACUCUGGAGCAUCCAUCACAUCUUCCUAAUCCAUCGGACAUGUCGCCUGACGUUAAGGAUUAUGAACCUGAGGAGCAUUUAGACAUAGUCAAUGAUCAUGAUGAUGGUUGUGGGACAACCAACAGAGACAAUAAUUCUGCAAAGGGAUCAGGCACAUUUCUUGACAUUGAUAUUAACCUGCCACAUCAGGUUGACACGGAUGAUGAGAUAGCUGAUGUUGAUAUCAGUGAUGACGACGCUGACAAGGGCCCUAACGCUGCAGAAGCCCUUAGGGCUCAGGUCAAUGCAGAAGUGAUGAAGGAGCAAGCCUCAAGCUCAAGCACUAGCAGUGGAACUGACAGCAGCACAAGUGAGAAUGGUAGUGGUAGUGGAAGUGGAAGCGGAAGUGGAAGCAGUAGUAGUAGUGAUAGUGAAAGCAGUGACAGUGACUCAGUCACCUCCAUCUGAAAGAGCCAUUUUGGUUCACUUAGAUGCUGAGUUUAAUGAUCUGGCUGACAUGAUGUAGUUUAGGGCUUGUAUUUAGCAUUCAGAUUGGAGAAAAGGGUAGAAUUACUGAAAUUAGUCACUCAUUGCUUGUGUAAUACGAAAUCUUGAGCCAAAUGCACCAAAUGAUCGUACAGAUUUAGCUUAAGAUUUUAGCUUCCAUUUUUAAAUCCAGUUUGAUCAA